GGCUCAGCAAGGUGGUGGAAUGUGGAAACAAGGAAUGCUCAGCUGGCACAGUGGAAACUUCAGAUUGCAGUAAACUCCUGAGAUGGAUGACUCUCCUUGCUAUUUGCUGACUGUGAGAAUCAUACAGAUAAAAAAUCUACGAAAGGCAGAUUUAUUUAGCCAAUCCGAUUGCUAUGUCAGCUUGUUUUUGCCAACGGCUUCAUUUGAAAGGGUUCAGACCAAGAGUAUUAAAGACUGUAAGAAUCCCGUGUGGAAUGAGACCUUUUCCUUCAGGAUACAGAGUCAAGUCAAGAAUGUUUUAGAACUGAUGGUUCAUGAUGAAGACAACUGCAUUGCAGAUGAACACCUUUUAACUGUUCUCUUUGAUAUUUAUAAAAUCCAUCUUGGAGAAACUGUUUGCCUUGUAUUUCCACUGGAUCCAAAAGUUCAAGAACAGCUGGAGGUAGAAUUUAGCCUGGAGAGUAUCCCAGUUCGUAAGGAGCAUAUUGUUACUAAUGAUGUACUAGUGUCUCGUGAAAUCUCUUGCUUGGAGGUGCAGGUGAAUGAGGGAAAGACAAAGAAAAAAACAAGAGAGACAAACUUAAAAUUUACUGUGCAAGGCUCCUACGAAGAAACUCAGGAGUUUCUGUUGGGCUCUGAAUUGCAUCCAGUUGAUCCUCUUGUGUUCCACUAUAUCAAGUAUAAGGAAUCUGCUUUGGAGCUUGAAGUACCAAAGAAGUCACGCGGCAAAGGCUUGUCUUCUAGUGGGAAUGCAGAUGAAAAAGCCAGUUUCAUUCUACCUCUGGAUUUACAAGAAACAGAAAAGAAAUUAAUUAUAGGCAAGGACAACAUGAUUGACCUAAAUCUAAAAAUAAAGGACUGGCCAAAAAACUUAGAUGUGCGUUUGGGCUAUGACUUAUGUGUGGACGAAGAUAUCGUCAUACAGAAACGGAAGAAGCUGGCUGCAAUUACGUUGCAGAAAGUUCUCCACUUACAGAGGGAUUUGCAGGAACAUGAGGUGCCUGUGGUGGCAGUCAUGACAACAGGGGGCAGUGCCAGAGCAUUUACAGCUUUACAUGGCAACCUAUAUGGUCUUCAGAAAUUGGAUCUCUUGGAUUGCAUUUCAUACAUCACAGGAUCCUCUGGCUCCACGUGGACUCUAUCAAAUCUCUACCAACAUGCUAACUGGUCACAACAAGAUCUCUCAGGAGCAAUUGCAGAGGCUCGCAAGAAUAUGACCAAAAGCAAGUGGAACCUCUUUUCUUUAGAAAACCUAAAGGAAUAUAGUGAUGCUUUGGAGCAACGGCAAAAGGAAGGCUACAAGACCUGUAUUACAGAUCUUUGGGGACUACUUAUUGACAAAGGAGUAGGCACUGGGAAACGCAGCACACUUUCAGAGCAGAAAUGUGCCCUGAGUCAUGGCCAGAACCCUCUGCCUAUAUACAUGGUUCUCAACACCAGAGACAAGUACAGCCUUCCAGAAUUUAAAGAAUGGAUGGAGUUUACUCCCUUUGAGGUUGGAUUACUAAAAUAUGGUGCCUAUAUUCGUUCUGAGAAUUUUGGAAGUAAAUUUUUUAUGGGUCGGAUGAUGAAGAAGGUUCCAGAAUCUCAAAUCUGCUUCAUGGAAGGUGUUUGGAGCAAUGUAUUUUCUUAUAACCUGUUGGAUUCCUGGCGAGCACUUGAUACUUCUGAAGAAAGUUUUUGGCACAAAUACACCCGGGACAGAGUAAAGGAUAUAGAGGAAUGGCCUUCACAACCAUCAAGACCACAAGAGCUGCAUACUCAGCUGGUGAUUCCUGCCCCUAAAUUUCCUACGAUCCUUCGUGAAAUCAUAACAAAACGCAUAACAACUUCAGAAGUCUACAAUUUCUUAAUGGGAUUCCAACUAAGCAAUGAGUAUCUAGAUAAUGAGAACUUUUAUAUAUGGAAAGAUACUGUACUGGAUACUUUUCCAAACCAGUUGACAGCAACAUCAGAAUACCUAACCCUAGCAGAUACUGCGGCCUUCUUGGACAUCAGCUACCCACCACUCUUGAGGCCAGAGAGAAAAGUGGAUGUUAUUAUACAUUUAAAUUAUUCUUCUGGAUCACAAACAACAACUUUAGACAAAGCCUCCAGAUACUUCUCAAAGCAAGGUAUCCCAUUUCCUAAAGUAGAUCUGAGUCAUAUUAAGGAUGAAAAUUUGAAGGAGUGCUAUGUCUUUGAAGAUCCUGAGAACCCAAAAGCUCCUAUUGUCAUUUUUUUCCCUCUAAUAAAUGACACCUUCAAAAAAUACAAAGCACCAGGUGUGGAGCGCAGUCCCUCUGAAAUGAAGCAGGGCCAAGUCGAUGUGUCUAGCCCUCAGUCUCCGUAUGGGUUACAGUGCUUUCAAUACACAGAAGAAGAUUUUGACAAACUGGUGGAACUGACCAGUUACAAUAUUCAGAAUAAUAAAUACUUGAUCCUUCAGUCCUUGCAAAGAGCAAUAGAAAGAAAAGGACAACAGAUGAAAUGAGCCACGCAUCAAAACAUGAUUAGUAUAUUCUCAUACAGUGUCUUUAUUUAAGGAGCCUCUGACUUCUGUUUGGGUAGGUCAGAGAUUUUAAAAAAAUUAAAACUCGAUUGGUAGAUGAAUGCACAGGCUGCUAUUUUUAAUUUAGCAAUUCAUAUAUAUCCACUAGCUACCUCAUUUUGAAAGAACUAGCGCAUGUUACUUGUAAACAUGACAUAUUUCGCCUCAGCUUAACCCACUGUGCCAUCGGGGGCUUAUAUCCUCUCUAAUCACCUGUAAUAUAAUCAUACCUCUGUUGCCACAAGUACUGCAUCCAUAGAUUCAAAAAUUCACUGCUUUAAAAUAUUUGUUUAAAAUGAUUUUGCCAUUUUAUAUAAAAGACACCAUUGACUAUGCUACUGUACAGAGGGACUUUAUUAUCCAUGGAUUAUGGAGGAACCUAGAAUCAAUUUCUAGUAAAUGUUAAUAACCCACUGUCUGUUGUGUCUAACACUUGUUUAAUAUGUGAAAUUCUCAAAUAUUGCUUGUUUUAAAAUAAUAAUAAUAAUAAUAAUAAUAAUAAUAAUAAUAAUAAUAAUAAUAUGCUGUUAAUGUGCUUUUCUAGAAGAAACAUUUGAAGCUGUUACGUAUCUGUGAAGAUCAAUUUCAGGGGGUUUGAUUUGGAGUAAAAGUGUGAAACAGCCCUGUAAUUUCAUCUCAGGCUUCCUGUCAAUAUUUCUUCAUAUGAGAUAUAACUUGAGUUUGAUGCCUGCUAUGACUGUAUGUGGACUUGGGAGGGCCACACUCACUCACCCUCCUAUGCCCCUCUCAUCCAUUAAAAAAAUCAAAAGGUGCCUGCAUAUACUAACAUCAGUGCAGUGGUAAGGUUCAGAAUAAACAGCUUUCAACUUCCAGAAAUCCUAACAGCUGGUAAACUGGCUGGGAUUUCUGGGAGUUGUUUGGCCAAAAAACAUCUGGGGACCCAAGGUUGAGAACCACUGGUAUAAAAAGUCAGUAGAUCAAAGGCUGCACCUGUGAUGGGUCAAAAUAAAGAAAAUUGUUUACCUCUGGUGAAAAAAAAAUCAGAAGAGUGAUCUACAUAAUUUAAUAAAGAGAAAUAUGUUGACUAUCCUUUAUCCAAAAUGGGACUAGAGCUACCCUCUCCCCCUCCCCCAAUUCUGGAAUGUUGUAUUUGCAAAUUCGUAUAUAAUGAGAUAUUUUGUAGAUGGAACACACAUCUAAACAUGAAAUUUGUUUCAUAAACGCAUCAUACACAUAGCCUGAAGGUAAUUUUCUACACAGUAUUUUAAAUAAUGUCGUGCAUGAAACAAAGCUUGUGUACCUUGAACAAAUUAGAAAGCAAACAAGUGACUAUAUCACCCACAGUUUUGGAUUUUGGAACAUUUCCAAUUCCAGAAUUCUGGAUGAGAGAUGCUCAACUUGUACGGUCAAGAAAAUUCAGGUAAUGCUUGCUAUGGCUGAACUGAUAUUUCAGGAUGGGGAAUUCUCUUAUGAAGUUCUUAUGAAGUUGUCUGACUGGCCAGUUGAAAGACGUGCUCGUAAAUUAGUUGAGGCAUUCAGGCAGGCAUUUGCAUGUUUUCUUGGCUACAGGAAACACCUCCUUUUAAUUUAAUGCAUACAGUAGGGUCCUUACACCCAUGUGGCAUUCCAGAACUUAAUCUUGUUCUUGGCAAGAUGUGUGUGACUUUUAGAAACCAGUAAUUCUUGAGCCAAAGGAAGGACAGUGUCAAACAGAUAUAUGACAACAUUUCUCCAAAGAAGGCAGUAUGCCUGAAGUGCCUUACUUCAUUUUUAAUAUAUCCCCAAAAAUGGUUUCAGGAGCUGACUGUAGCUAAAAACCAGUAACUUCUUUGCUACCACUAUUACUCUCUUCCGAGUAUUUCUUAGCCCAAUUAUGAUGCCAUCACAUAUGAGCAAAAGCUAACUUCUUUAUUGCAUCUGGAAUCAUUCCAGGUAUGUUAUGUAUAUAUGAUUUUAUCAUGUUUUAUUUGGAAUUUACUUCUAAUACAUGUCUAAGAUAAUGUUUAAACAUGUCUCUGUUUAAUAUAUAAACAUGUUGAAUUACAUAA
This is a messenger RNA of Anolis carolinensis (green anole), 4539 nucleotides long. RefSeq names its product cytosolic phospholipase A2 epsilon. The transcript has 20 exons. NCBI's taxonomy places the organism in Eukaryota, Metazoa, Chordata, Lepidosauria, Squamata, Anolidae. Bases 83 to 2473 code for a protein of 796 amino acids. Gene Ontology annotation, cellular component: cytosol. The record is from RefSeq and is a predicted model, not a curated record. Gene Ontology annotation, molecular function: calcium-dependent phospholipid binding; calcium ion binding. Gene Ontology annotation, biological process: glycerophospholipid catabolic process.